Messenger RNA from Galdieria sulphuraria, 1053 nucleotides. Its product is annotated as protein phosphatase. The transcript has 2 exons. Lineage: Eukaryota; Rhodophyta; Bangiophyceae; Galdieriales; Galdieriaceae. Gene Ontology annotation, cellular component: nucleus; cytoplasm. Gene Ontology annotation, biological process: peptidyl-serine dephosphorylation; double-strand break repair via homologous recombination. Gene Ontology annotation, molecular function: protein serine/threonine phosphatase activity. Bases 15 to 935 code for a protein of 306 amino acids. The record is from RefSeq and is a predicted model, not a curated record.
AUGUUAUUCCCUUAAUGGGUAUUUCGGAUCUGGAUGCUUGGAUAGAAAAACUGAAAGACAGUGUUCUCCCUAGUGAAGACGAAAUAAAAGUACUUUGCGGAAAGGUUAGAGAAAUUUUGGUCGAAGAAGGCAACGUUCAAGUUGUCUAUGCCCCUGUAGUUGUCGUUGGUGAUGUUCACGGUCAAUUCUACGACCUUUUAGAACUUUUUAAAGUAGGAGGUGAGCCUCCUUGGACAAACUAUAUUUUCUUGGGGGAUUUUGUUGAUCGUGGAUAUAACUCCGUAGAAACCUUGUUGCUACUACUAGCCCUUAAAGUUCGAUUUCCCGAUAGGGUAGCCCUUAUACGAGGAAAUCACGAAAGUCGCCAAGUCACGCAAGUCUAUGGGUUUUAUGAAGAAUGUGUGAGGAAGUUUGGUUCAGCCACUGUUUGGAGACUUUGUGCUGAGAUAUUCGAUUGCAUGAGUCUCAGCGCAGUAGUAGAGCAAAGAGUCUUUUGUGUUCACGGAGGACUAUCACCGGGUAUAGAGAGUUUGGAAGAUAUUGAGGCCAUUGAUAGGAAACAAGAAGUUCCCCAUGAAGGUCCUAUGUGUGAUUUAUUAUGGUCAGAUCCAGAAGAAGUCGAGGGAUGGACUUUGAGUCCUCGUGGGGCUGGAUAUCUUUUUGGUGAGGAAGCUGUCCAACACUUUUUGCAUGUCAACCACCUGAACUUUAUUGCUCGAGCCCAUCAACUGGUUAUGGAGGGUUAUAAACAAAUGUUUCAAGGACGCGUUGUGACUGUUUGGUCAGCACCAAACUAUUGCUAUCGUUGUGGUAACGUUGCAUCUAUUAUGGAACUGGACGAGAAUCUGGAGAGAAACUUCAAAGUAUUCGAAGCCGCACCAGAAAGCAGUCGUCCGGAAAAGGGAAGAGUAAAAGCUCCAGACUAUUUUUUAUGAUUGUUGCAUGCGUGAAAACAUUCAACAAGUAGUAUUCUGUCCUUGGUGAUUGUUAACACUCUCUUCUUCUGCUUGAACGAGUUCCCAUGUUGAAGCAAAUAUAUGCUUCCCUAGUUGU